Dreissena polymorpha is the source of this 2982-nucleotide messenger RNA. RefSeq lists its product as uncharacterized. The record is from RefSeq and is a predicted model, not a curated record. Gene Ontology annotation, biological process: DNA integration; DNA recombination. The transcript has 2 exons. Gene Ontology annotation, molecular function: DNA binding. Lineage: Eukaryota; Metazoa; Mollusca; Bivalvia; Myida; Dreissenidae. The coding region runs from base 240 to 1358 and encodes 372 amino acids.
GUGUAUAGACGAAUUCUAUUGCUCUGCUAGUUUAGUGGAGUGUGACCGUGACAAAAAUUUAUUGAAAACAACGUUGUUGUUUUAAUUAUAUAUGUUUUGUUUUUUCAUUAUAAUAAGAAUAACGCGGUUAUUCUUGAUUUGUUUGCAUUUAUAAUAAUAUAAUUUAUUUAUUUUUUAAAUAAAAGUGAAUAAUUGAUUAAGAAUAGUCACGCACUGAAUGUAGUAGCACAUGGUUCAAGAUGGCGGAAUCAAUGUUACUGACUAAAGGAAAAUCCCCUGCCGGUGGCAGUGGCGAUAAAGAGAACAUUAAUGUGCCUAUUCAGGUUGAAAAGCCUGCUACUGUUUCUAAACAGCCUAUGAAAAAACCAGACAAACCUCAAAAAACUGACAAAGAUCCAACAAAGGAGGUGCUCCUUAUUCUGCGUGAGUUAAACUCAAAUGUCGUACAACAAGGUGAGAAAUUAGAAAAGUUGAAUGGUAGAGUUGACACUCUUUAUGAAUGGUAUGACCACACACCAGAUGUUCAGUUUGAGGGAGACUAUCAUGAAAUUGACGAACAUGAACAGCAGCCUGUUGACAUUAAUUGUAGUAACACUAUUAUAGAUGGUGUUCAGUCAGAAUGUGAACCUGGUAAAAAUUCAAGGCAAUGUUUCAAAGGUUUGUCCGACAAGUUUUUGUUCUCCGAAAAAGUUGACAAUGAAGUCAAUGAUGAUCUUGCUAUGUUUAUCAACACUUCGUUCCGAAGUGGUGUUUCAGAAGAACGUGUGACAGAAAUUUGUAAGGAUGUCCAUAGGCCAGUAAAUUGUGAGGCGUUGACAAAAACGAGGGUAAAUCCAGGAAUCUGGCGCCUUUUGAAACCUCAAACACAAACUGAAGAUGCAAAAAUGCAGUCUAUUCAGAAUAAUGUUGUGAAAGCCUCUAUUAACAUUGCAAAAUUGUUAGAUAAAGAAGGCCAAAAUGUUGACGCUCAGUCGUUAGAGUGGGGAACUAAUGCUCUUGCUUUGCUUGGACAGUCAAACAAGUUAAUAAAUAACAAGAGAAAAGAGUCACACAGGAAUGAUUUGGAUCCAAAGUUCUAUCCUUUGACUUCUCCAAGUUUACCAUUCACUGAUUUCCUGUAUGGUAAUGAAACGGAUGUGAACAAAAAUGUCAAGGACAUACAGGAUAUGAGCAAGAUUGGAAAAAUUGGAAAGUUUUUUCGUGGACGAGGAUAUCGAAAUAUGCCAUAUAGGCGAGGAAUACGGGGCUUCCGAAGAGGUUUUCGGGGCCGUGGAUAUCCUGGUUUCCCUGGUUACAUCAGGACUGAGGACAGAAUUCCAGUGCCUGCAAAAAACCAGAGGGAGGGGCAGAAGAAAUAAGUCAGUUUGAUCGGACGGACUCUGGCGAAGCUCAGGAGGGACAAGGGCGAAUGUAUUAUGAUACUUCCACUGUGGCCAACUCAGAACUGGUGGAACAGUUUCUUGGAACUAUUGAUAGAUAUUCCGUUAGUGAUUCCAGUCGAAAGGACUACACUGAUGAUAGCCAAUACGUCCAAAGUACAUCCUUUGGCAGGCAAACUCCAGUUAGUUGUUUCUCGAUUAUCAGGAAAUCCUUUGAAGACAGACAAAUUCCAAAACGAGCUGUUGACAUCAUGCUUGCUUCAUGGAAACCUUCCACUCAAAAACAGUACUCGGUAUACAUUCGAAGAUGGUUUUUGUUCUGUAGUAAAAGGGAGAUUAAUACACUUCAAGUUACUGUGAAUGAUGUUUUAGAUUUUCUUACACAAUUAUUUGACAGUGGUUUGUCAUAUGACACUAUUAAUAUUGCACGAAGUGCCUUGUCAUCAUUAGGUUUUUUGUUAGACGGUUUUGUGGUUGGCCAACAUCCGUUGAUUAAAAGAUUUCUCAAUGGUGUUUUUAAUUUAAGACCAUCUAAGGCAAGGUAUAAAGAUGUUUGGGAUGUGAAUAUAGUGUUGAAGUAUUUAAAAAAUUUACCUGAUGUAAGGUUAUUGACAUUAAAAAAUCUUACAUUGAAAUUAGCGAUGUUGAUUGCCCUGACACAAGCUAGCCGAGUUCAGUCCUUAAAGUUAUUGACACUUGAGGGCCUUAGGCAAGGUCAUAAUUCUAUUGUGUUACAGUACAGUAACUCUUUAAAACAAUGUAAGCCUGGUAGGCGUGUACCAUAUGUUGAAUUAAAGGAAUAUUUUCCUGAUAAAAACAUUUGUGUUGUACAUACUUUGAGGGAAUAUAUCAAGCGAACUGAACCUUUAAGAAAAGGGGAACAAUUGUUAUUCAUCAGUUAUUUGAAACCAUACCAUGCUGUGACUGCAAGUACUAUUAGCCGAUGGCUUAAAACAGUUAUGCAUUUAGCUGGAAUUGACAUUAACGUUUAUAAAGCUCAUUCAAUAAGAGGUGCAUCAACAUCCAAAGUUAGUCAGUUUGUACCUAUUAAGGAAAUACUAUCUGUUGCGGGAUGGAAUAAUGCUACAACGUUCAACCGGUUCUAUAAUAGAGACAUACAACAGCAAAGAUCCUUCUCGGAUUCUUUAUUGGAUUCUUCACAAUAGGUUGGACAACUACACUGGUAUGUAGAAAUUUCUACAUAUGUCAUAAAUUUUCUCUGUAUUGCUUUAAAGUCUCAUGUGGUCUCGGAAGUAGUAUGACGUAAUAGAAUCCCCCAAACAAACGAAUACUUACCAAGUUGAAGUUUGGUUGGGAUUCUAUGUAGUCAUAUAUCUACUGAAGAGAUCACAUGCCCACCCACAGUGUUAGUUAUGAAAUGUUUUUGUGUAUACCCUCCCAGGAAAUUGUGCACGGAGGUUGUUCUUAAUAUCUAUAUAGGGUGUUUGUGCUCUAUGUUUUCGAAAAUUUAUGGUUUAAAGCUGUUAAGUACUGAUAUUAUGGUCACGGUUCGGCGCGCAUCUCAUGUGAUCUCUUCAGUAGAUAUAUGACUACAUAGAAUCCCAACCAAACUUCAACUUGGUAAGUAUUCGUUUGUUUGGGG